AUCGCGCCAUUUGAUACAUUUUUUCUCCCAUUUUGGUUUGCUUUAUCGUUUGAAAGACCUUAAAACACAAAUGGACGAUAGCCUGUGACAAAAGUAGGAGCUUCAAAUGUUUGAAGCUGUCGGAAAGUGGACCUGGUUUAUCUAUUUGGAAGUUAACCUAAGACAGAAACACUUUGUAACUUUUCAAACCCCCUUUUUGUCUGUUGCCUGUUCAAGUUUGGAAAUACUCAUCGUUUAUUUUUUGCCAGAACUAUUUCUGAAGAAUAAAACUCUCAAGGUCGUAGCCUCAAGAAGAAAUAUUGUCUUUGGAUACAUGCAACCGAAGACAUUAGAGACUCUUCGGGUGAAAUUCGUCUUUUAUACUAUCUUGACUUACUUUGUACAUUACGAUUGAGUAACCAAGCUUUUUUGAGUAACACGAACUUGAGCAGCCACCCAUACCUUAUUUUAGUUUAAACCCGUACUCAUUUCUCAAAGGAUGGGUAUUCUUCUGUAUAAAUAGUGAUGGCCUAGACGACAUUAACUUCUCAAACGUGCUAUUAUAGUCUGUCGCCUUUGGAAGAUUUAGAGAAAGGAGCCCUACAAAAGCAUAUUUCUGCUAAGAAGGUCCUCCUGAGAAUCUUUACCGUUCUGUUGGUUCACGACAGUGGUGUAUUCUAACAAAUUUGGAAGGAAGUAAGCCCGUGUAGCGAUCGCUAGAAGGUAGUAGAUAGAUACUUAACAGGGGAGCAUUAUCUGCGACACUUCAUUCUCUGUAUAUCAAUAUAUUUUCAAAUUCUCUGGAUAUCUCUCCAGUAGUAUUAUAACACAUAUAAAUGCUCAUUUACUACCUCCUCUUGUUUCUAGACAAAGUCGCUCAACUCUUCUGAAUGAAGACCAAAAUCAAAGU
This is a messenger RNA of Galdieria sulphuraria, 889 nucleotides long. RefSeq lists its product as uncharacterized. Bases 107 to 394 code for a protein of 95 amino acids. Lineage: Eukaryota; Rhodophyta; Bangiophyceae; Galdieriales; Galdieriaceae. The record is from RefSeq and is a predicted model, not a curated record. The transcript has 2 exons.